GAGCAACUGUCUGUCCAAGCACCACACCGACCAUCAACUACUGGUACCAUCUUCCUGGUCUGCCAGACAACUCCAUACAUUACCGCUUACCCUCAUCCGUUCUGGAAGCUUCCUUCUAGAGGAGGAAUUGAUGUAGGUGAACCUGUAUAGAUUCCCAGAGUCUUUGGUAGGCGCUAAUUGAAUGACUUUAGCAGCGACCGACCCCGCGAUCACAGCACACGACAAGAAAAUUUCUGAAACCAACAGACAUUGACCUCAACAACAUCGUAAUCUUUCGUGUCUUUCCAUACAUAAAACCUCUCCACGAUCGUAUUCAGCGAAUUCAGCCUUUAUACCUUUCUUAUACCUUUCUCCAAAUGAAUAGUCUUUGAAUCUCCGCAACGUCUUUGCAGAUUGUCACGCUGAAUACCAGACGUGGCAUUGCAAACUUUUUCCACCUUUCCCUCACUUACUCUAUGAGUACUCGAGAUCUCCUGCGAUUCCUAUCCAAGCCAGCAAAGUUAGUUCAGUUCCAUUCACCCGAGAAUUCUUCUUGGCAGGUACUUCACUGUUUUUCAAGACUACCCCUUAAGGAAACCUUUGGCUCUUAUAAAGAUACAAGCAUUGAAUAGCUUCGCUCGACAAACACUCUACUUCCAAACCUCAAGAAUUGUGACAAUCACAAUUGCUAACAUAUCAUCUCCCAGGCCUCGAUAGCACCAGCCACGCCCCUCCUUUGAGAACGAUAAAUCCAACUCAUCGCGGAUAAUUCUCGUCUGCUAGACCCGAUAUCCACUUAAGGUAUCGGCAUCUACAGAGCGAGAACGACAAAAAUAUUCAACAUUCCUUCUCAAAAGGACUUUUUCAUCCCCUUCUGUACCCGACCUCCAUAACGUCCCAAAGACGUUCCUACACUCCAUAAAUUUAGCUGGCUCCGCCAGCAUAUUUUCGUAUCCCACGGUUCUGUGGGCCUUCUCUUCUCAGACGGACACGGCAAGGUUCGUCUGGGUGGCAGAUAGUGCUUCACCGUACUUGCCAGCCAAGAUCUCUUUGAUAUUUUUGGAAGAAACCUUAUCUGGGGACCCAUAAAUCAGAGAUAAAAUCAACCGCAUCUUCAAACGAUUAGUUAUGGCUGACCUCAAUGUCCCUACCGAGACUACCUUCUCGCCUUCUGAAGGCACUCCUCAUUUGACCAUCAAUCGCCAGGCCACAAUUGACCUUGAUAGUAGCAAUGCAUUUGAAGGUAGGUUUGUACAAAACUGAUAACAUGAUCAAAAGACUGACAAAAAAAUAGGUCCGGAGAAAUUGCUAGAGGUCUGGUUUACUGCAGCACCAGAACUUCUUCCUCCCGGAGCAAAGAAGAAUGGAUUAAAAGCCGUUUCCUCGGAGACAUGGAAGGGAAUGUUGGACUUGGUCAAUUGCAAGGUCCUUUCGGUUGUGGAGUCUGAUCAUGUCGACGCUUACUUGCUUUCCGAAUCGAGCAUGUUUGUCUUCCCACACAAGCUCAUUCUUAAGACUUGUGGUACAACAACUCUACUACUUGGUCUCCGACGUAUGUUGCGUAUCGCUGCCGUCGAAGCUGGAUUCCCUGCUCCUGUUGAUGAACCUCUUGACAAAGUCACCACUGCAGCUACCCCUUACCGAGUGUUUUACAGCCGCAAGAACUUUUUGUUUCCGGACAAACAACAUGGCCCUCACCGAAGCUGGAAGACCGAAGUUUCGUUUCUCGAUGAGAUGUUCACAGGUGGCAGUGCAUAUAUGGUGGGCAAGAUGAAUGGUGAUCAUUGGUAUCUCUAUUUGACUACACCAAACUCCUGCCUUACGCCUCCAUUAACCCCCGAUCGCACAAGUCCAACUGAAACUAAAGUCCUCACCCUUCCGAAUAGCGAAGCAUAUGCUAUUGGACAAGGUUCACUCUCCAAUGAUGAUGAAACUUUGGAAAUUCUGAUGACGGAUCUUGAGCAGGAGAAUGCUAAACAAUUCUACCUUGAACACGCUAGUGCGGUCGCGGAGGGUAAAUACGCCGUCAGAGCAAAGGAAGCAAGAAAAGAAGCAUCAGAAAGUCUAGGUGACUUGAGCGGAACGGGAAUGGCAGCCUCAAACCUGAAUGGAACCACAGCGGGAAACUCGGAUGACACAAUCGACGUCUUUGAUAACACCCCCUCAGAUGAAAUACCGACACAAGAAAAAGCCGUUGAAAUUCCAGAGGAGCUCAGUGCCGAAGGUCACGCCCUGGGCACUGUUGUCUCAGAAGCUUGCGGUCUCUCAGAUGUAUAUCCUACUUCUCGCUAUCCUGACGCCAAAGUCGACGCCUAUCUCUUCACACCCUGCGGCUUCUCCGCUAAUGGAGUCAUCCCCUCCCCCGACAAGGCAGGUUCAGCAGCAGCAACGCACUACUUCACCGUCCAUGUAACGCCUGAACCGCAAUGCUCAUACGCAUCCUUCGAAACGAACGUCCCAGGACGCCAAUCUGGUCGCGACACGGUCGAGAUUAUUGAACAUGUUGUUAAUAUCUUUAAGCCUGGACGAUUCAGCGUUACGCUUUUUGAGGCGAAGGCUGAGACACCGGCCGAGGUCAAGGAGGUAAAGGACGAAGAGGGGAAAGUUGAUCAUGGCGUGAUUAGAAGCAAGAAGAUGGAGAGGAUUAAGGGAUAUCGAAGAGUUGAUCGGAUUGUUCAUGAUUUUGAUGGAUAUGAUCUGGUUUUCCGAUACUAUGAACGGGAUGAUUGGGUUGCGGGGGGUGCACCGAGGUUGGGUGAGAUUGAUACUUAGGUUGUGAGCAAUAGGGUCGAUAUGACAUGAUUUGAGGGUAUAGUGAGAAAGUUGUGAGGGUAUAUGGGACGAAUCUCUUUGAGCGUUUGCUGAUUGAUGAUUUUCUUGAGAUUGCUUCUUUUUACUCGGGGAGGGAUAUCUGGACGAUCUUUUGCUUGUCUACUAGUCUAGUCCUGAUCUCAGUUUGGGAUUUUCUUUCCUAGGUAGGGAAGGAGUGGACUUUGUAGAAAAGUCGCUUUGCUUGACCUUUAUGAUGGCGAUUGCAGCUCUUGAGUACUUGAUAGGUGGUGAAAAAUUGAAAACUCUUCUUUUCUUG
Molecule: messenger RNA, 3067 nt
Organism: Hymenoscyphus albidus
Lineage: Eukaryota; Fungi; Ascomycota; Leotiomycetes; Helotiales; Helotiaceae
Source: the annotation of a GenBank genome assembly